GAAAAAAAGGGGGCGGAAAUCGAGGGUGAGCAGGGGAGAGAAGGAGAGUGGGCGAAGUGGAAACAAGAGAUAGUGUACGAACGGGUGGUGCGACGUUCGGGUACGCAAGUCGGCAGGCCGGCUCUGGGGUGCCGGGCCCGGGCGGGGUGAUGAGCUGUUCCGAGGUGAUGUAUCAAUAUUAUCCUUACCUCUACCAGAGGCCACCGCCACCGCCGCACCCGACCCACCCUCAUGCGGCCCCGCACACCCAUCCCCACGCGAAUCCGCAUGCGGCCCACCACAGCCCGGCUAGGCCGGCACCUUUUCAAUCCUUCUCCGCGGCCACGGCGACGCAUCAGUACGACAGGUUGAACGUUCACCAAAGAUCGCUUGAAGCGGCGGGUCUUGAAAUUUGCGGACCAACUCCUCAACCACGGCCCCUUACAUCCACUUCACAACCCUCGAGGACGUUAGACGAUGACAGACCGACGGACGCCGUAGGUACUGGUACCGCAGCGGAGGAUUCAGACGACGGCGAGAGCAGAGCGGAGUACUUGAAUCCAAACUGCCUGGUCGUCACUCAUUAUCGAGGGGACGCUGCGUCCGAGGUGGAGGAACACUUUCAGAGGGCACUGGCGCACGACAAACUGAAGGAAAACAUCCCCCCCAUGUCGAUGAGGAACUUCCCCGCUUCCUUCUGGAACAGCCAGCAUCCUGGUGAUGUCUACGAGUAUUCAACGGAUCCAUGGCAUCCGCAUUAUUCACAGUAUCACCACAGGGCUGUGCACGAGUAUCACCACCAUAACAUGGCGGCCGUGACGAGUUACGGCGGUCUGCUGUUGGGUGGUGCGCGAGGACUCGGACACCAUACGUCCCACCAUGCGGCGCAUCACGCGCACCCCGCGGCUUCCUACAAGGACUGGCCCUCGGCGACGCCGUCGCAGUCGCUCGUCGACGCUUCCUCCGCACCCCCUUAUCCACACGGUCCUUACGCACCCCUCUCUGGUCUCGAGUCUCAGGUGCAGGAUUCCAAAGACCUCUACUGGUUCUAGAAGCGAGCCACGGAGUCUCGUGGGCCGAAUUAAUUCGCAACAUCCGGUGGGUGCAUCCGCGAAAGAGAGAAGUAUAC
This is a messenger RNA of Habropoda laboriosa, 1108 nucleotides long. RefSeq names its product protein vestigial (gene vg). The record is from RefSeq and is a predicted model, not a curated record. NCBI's taxonomy places the organism in Eukaryota, Metazoa, Arthropoda, Insecta, Hymenoptera, Apidae. The transcript has 7 exons. Gene Ontology annotation, cellular component: nucleus. The coding region runs from base 150 to 1031 and encodes 293 amino acids. Gene Ontology annotation, biological process: regulation of transcription by RNA polymerase II.